Peromyscus eremicus (cactus mouse) is the source of this 1988-nucleotide messenger RNA. It is a transcript of the gene Dnaaf11, whose product is annotated as dynein axonemal assembly factor 11. The record is from RefSeq and is a predicted model, not a curated record. Gene Ontology annotation, cellular component: cytoplasm. The transcript is spliced from 12 exons. Bases 124 to 1701 code for a protein of 525 amino acids. Lineage: Eukaryota; Metazoa; Chordata; Mammalia; Rodentia; Cricetidae. Gene Ontology annotation, biological process: outer dynein arm assembly. Gene Ontology annotation, molecular function: protein binding.
CGCCAUAGAAUUCCCCGUUGCCAUGGCUCCCGGAUUGCGUCCACACACAGAGCCGCUGCUGUGAGGGCUGAAGGGAAUUCUGCGGUCUCUGGAUUUCCCUGACCAGUGAUCCAGAAAAGCACCAUGGGCCUGAUCACAGAAGAUCUUAUUAGAUGCAAUGCUGAGCACAACGACUGUGUCAUUUUUUCCCUGGAGGAACUUUCCUUGCAUCAGCAAGAAAUAGAAAGGCUAGAACAUAUCGACAAAUGGUGCCGGGAUUUGAAAAUUCUCUAUCUUCAAAAUAACCUCAUUGGAAAAAUUGAAAAUGUUGGCAAACUCAAGAAACUUGAAUACUUGAACUUAGCAUUAAACAACAUUGAAAGAAUUGAAAAUUUGGAAGGAUGUGAGUGGCUGACCAAACUUGACCUGACUGUAAAUUUCAUUGGUGAGUUGAGCAGCGUUAAAACCCUGAAGCAUAACAUCCAUCUAAAGGAGCUCUUCCUCAUGGGUAACCCGUGUGCUGACUUUGAUGGCUACAGGCAGUAUGUGGUGGUGACCUUACAACAGCUAAAGUGGUUGGAUGGCAAAGAAAUAGAGCGUUCUGAAAGGAUCCAGGCAUUGCAGAACUACCCAGCAGUUGAACAGCAAAUCAGAGAGCAGGAGAAAGCUUACUGCCUUAGACGAGCCAAAGAGAAAGAGGAGGCUCAGAGGAAACUCGAGGCGGAACAAGAAGACAAGAAAAAAAGCUGCCCAGGCUUUGACGGGCGUUGGUACACAGACACUCAAGCUAUUUGCCCAUCUUCUAUAGAGAACAAAGACCAUCUCCAGGUACCAGAAACACAAGAAGAGCACAGCACAAAGAAAUCAGACGAAAGUGAAGAUGACUUGGCAUUCUGGAACAAACCCUCUGCGUUCACUCCUGAAUCUAGAUUGGAAACUCUUCGACACAUGGAGAAACAACGUAAAUCCCAAGAUAAGUUAAGUGGAGAUAAGAAGAAAGUGAAACCACCCCGGACUUUGGUCACUGAAGAUGGGAAGGUCCUGAAUGUCAAUGAAGCCAAACUUGAUUUCUCUUUGAAAGAUGAUGAGAAACACAACCAGAUCAUCCUGGACCUGGCUGUCUAUAGGUACAUGGAUACCUCGUUAAUUGAGGUUGAUGUGCAGCCAACUUAUGUUCGAGUAAUGGUCAAAGGAAAGCCAUUUCAGCUUGCCCUUUCUGCAGAGGUCCAGCCUGACAGAAGCUCUGCUAGAAGAUCCCAGACAACAGGGCAUUUGCUGAUCUGCAUGCCCAAGGUAGGAAACGGCAUUUGGACAAGUUUCAAGUCUGAAUAUAUGCACAUUUGCCAUGGCGUGGAUGAGCCUGGAGGAUAUUAUGCUAAGCGAGACAGGACAGGCAAAGAAAGGACAAGCACAAGCUUCCUUAUAUGUGGAAUGUUUCUGAAAAUCAAAUAUGCAGAGAUAGAAAACAAAAUGAUGGUGAAGAUGGAGGUAAAUAUGGAAUGUAAUAUUAAUAUUAACCUCCUCCUUGUCUUUUUCUGUUGUAGAAGGAAGCAGAUAGAAAGAUUAGAAGUUGAUCCCAGCAAGCAUUCCUGCCCUGAUGUAACUACUAUAGUACAAGAGAAAAAACGCAAACCUAAAAGAAUGGAAUAUCAAUCCCAAAUUGUACCCAGUGAGGAAGAUCUCUACUUUGAUGAUAACCCAGAAGUGCCUCCACUAAUUUGAAACAGGGGGCUGUGUUGUCAUUGACUGUGGCCUGAUCAAGCCAUGUUGCUUGGUGUCAACCAUGGAUGUGUGUCAUUCGUGGGAUAAACAUAGUUCAUUAUUGUUUUAUCUGAUGGUGUAACUCCUACUUUGCAUAGUAAUGUUCUUAAGUGAGUUUAAAAUUAAAUUGCAUACCUUAAAAUGCUAAAACUUAUCACUCAUCUAUAAUUAAGUUUAGCUAUUGAAAAUAUGCAGUAAUGUAAUGGAACUAUGACAUUCAGCAUUAAGAAUAAAUCAUUUAGUGCUUA